CAGGCUUUGAAUUCAGCAGCGGCUUAGAAGAGAAGGUGGACUCAUUCUCCAGCUGACCAAUCGCAGUUAAGCAUCCCACACGUGACGAGCAGUGAGGGCCAGUCUUUAAGCUUUGCAUCAGAAAACCGCUGGUCCAGACGGACGGAGUGAGCGUGAGAGAGGGCUAAAGCCUGCCAUACGCACUAAUCCCUCCACAGUGAUCAUGUGUCAGGGGAGUCUGAAGCAGCAGAAGCAGAAGGGGCCGGUGCGGAGCACUGCGGGGAAAUGGUGAGAUGCUGCAGGUCUUUGAACAGCUCUCCCUCUUGCUACAAUCUUCACAGAGUCAGGGUUGAUGUGCGGCGUUUUCGUCCACCGGGCUCCUCAGCGGGAGCGACAGGGGAGCCCGCACACGGCGCCAACAACGCCAGCACGGGAGGCCCUGGAGCCCCGGGGGGCCCGUCUCAGCUCAGCCACCGGAGCCGAUUCAGGUUGCAGUUCCCACAGUUGGCCCUACGGCGGCGACUAGGCCAGCUGAGCUGCAUGUCCCGGUCUACUGUUCGCCUUCGCUCAUGGCCUCUGUCCAUCCUCUACUACAUCCUGCCCUUUGGAGCACUCAAACCUCUUGCCAAAGUAGGCUGGAGGCCCACAAGCAGAGUUACAAUCUACAAGUCCAUACCCACAAGACUUCUCUCCAGAGCCUGGGGUCGCUUGAACCAGGUGGACCUGCCAACUUGGUUACGGAAACCUAUCUUUAGAUUGUAUAUAUGGACGUUUGGAGUCAACAUGAAGGAAGCGGCAAUAGAGGAUCUACAACACUACAGAAACCUGGGCGAGUUUUUUAGGCGCAAACUCAAACCUCAGGUCCGGCCAGUGUGCGACUCGCAUUGCGUGAUCAGUCCAGCAGAUGGCAAGAUCCUUCAUUUUGGCCGCGUGAAGAACUGUGAGGUCGAGCAGGUGAAGGGAGUGACCUACUCCCUGGAGACAUUCCUCGGGCCGCGCAACUGGACCGAGAAUUUAUCUGCUAACAGAAAUGAGGAUGAUCCUGGCACGUACCAGGAUGCCCUGGUCACUAAAGAGGGGAAUGAGUUGUUUCACUGCGUAGUUUAUCUGGCUCCAGGUGACUACCACUGCUUCCACUCGCCUACAGACUGGAGGGUGGCACACAGACGCCACUUCCCAGGUUCUCUGAUGUCAGUGAACCCAGGAGUUGCGCGUUGGAUCAAGGAACUUUUCUGCCAUAAUGAGCGGGUGGUCUUGAGUGGGGAGUGGACGCAUGGUUUCUUUUCACUCACGGCUGUAGGAGCAACAAAUGUGGGAUCUAUACGCAUCUAUUUUGACAAGGAGCUCCGCACCAACAACCCUCGAUACAGCAAAGGAACAUACAAUGACUUCAGUUACGUAACAAACAACAACCAGGAAGGCGUCAGCAUGAGAAAAGGAGAACACCUGGGCGAAUUCAACUUGGGCUCCACUAUUGUACUGUUAUUCGAAGCUCCGCGGGAUUUUACCUUUAAUUUGAAAGCAGGCCAGAAGAUCCGUUUUGGAGAGCCUCUUGGGACAAUGUAACGCCUACGAGAGGGGAACGGAAUCUGAUGAUGGACACGCUAAUCUGUGUGCAGCUGCAUUCAGGGUCUCAAAAACUAAUACACUCACAUUUGCAGAGAUGUACUCUGUUUAAACUGAGAUACAUGUGUGUUCAUAUGUACUCAAUCAACCACCACUGUUGCAUUAUUGCCAUUGGGUUCUCACAGUCGUUUUGUUAGGGUGCGUAGGGGUAUUUUUUUGUUUUUGUUGUAAAAUAAGCUGAGCUUAGACCAUCACGUUGUAUCUGUUUACCAUGAAAUGCCAUCCUGAAUUUUUUGGGCUCUAAAUUAUUUUUCUGUUUUGUUUAGGUAAAGCGAUUUUGUUUAGUUUUUGUGUUUGCCCAUAUUGCCUUUGGCUUGAGUCAACAUGUGUGAAGGGUUUGAAGAGUUCAGGACUUCCACAGCUGACUCUGCAAGCAUUGGGAAUAUAUGAGAGGCCAUCACUAUUUGGUACCUUCGUAUUUCACAAUGCUUAGCUUUUAAACCGUUCUCUCCGUCCAACUUUUGCUCUUCACAAAUAAGGUGCAAGUCAUUUUGACCGUUAAAUCUUGGCCACAUUUACUCACUAAGAACGAGUUUUGGAAAAGACAGGCGACAUUUAUCACUGCUGUUGUUCUCUGGCAUUGAAUUAUGGCUUUGCUUGUUGGUGUAGCAAUUAGUUGGGAGAUAAAUGUUAAGUAUUAUGCUGUCUCAUCUUGAUUAGUGCCAAAACACAAGAUAUAUUUUUUACUAACACACUUUUUUCCCCUUUUGAUAUGAAUCAAGUUCUUGUGAUUGUAUGGCGUAUAUUUUUUGUUCUUGGACUUUUGUUUUAUUAACCAGCACCUGGCAAGUUCUACACCCUGAGCUAAGGAUAAAGACCCUCGGGACCCCCCUAAUCUGGACCACACGAGUGUAUGAAGAUUAGGGGAAGCACUUUGUUUUGAAUGUGUUGAAAACACUGGGCCACACGUCUUUUGGAGAAAAGUCUCAUUAAUUCAAUUUAUGUAACAUAGACAUUAAUUUCAAACUAGUUCAGAGCGCAAGAAACGUGUCAUUAAUAAAUUUUAAAGGUUAUUUAAAA
This is a messenger RNA of Cyprinus carpio (common carp), 2625 nucleotides long. RefSeq names its product phosphatidylserine decarboxylase (gene pisd). NCBI's taxonomy places the organism in Eukaryota, Metazoa, Chordata, Actinopteri, Cypriniformes, Cyprinidae. Gene Ontology annotation, biological process: phosphatidylethanolamine biosynthetic process. Gene Ontology annotation, molecular function: phosphatidylserine decarboxylase activity. The record is from RefSeq and is a predicted model, not a curated record. Gene Ontology annotation, cellular component: mitochondrion.